UAUGCAUUCCAGGGAGGGGAUGGCGCUGCUAGGACACCCUCCAGGUCUGGCAUUUUGCAAGCAGCAAUCGCUUUGUCCAGGAGCGUGCGAUUCCGAGGCCAUAGCAGCGGCAGCAACGAGAGAGGCGAUAGGUAUCUCCAGCUCCCAGCCAGAUUGCGAGGCUCUACUUGCCGAUUGGAAGACGAGGAUAGAGCUAGAACUGUUUCGGGCGCUCAACAGCGCGCAAUGCGUGUCCUCCAGGGCGAAGAAGACGGGGUGGAGAUUUUCUGGCAGUGGAAGUAAACAGCCAGGAAGCAGGAAGAAAUGGGUCAAGUCCGUGCUUGGCGCUCUUGGGAUAGUUUUAGCUUUCAGCGGGGUGGCCAGCGUUGUGAAGAUCUUGCUCUCGGCUCUGCCUCCGGAUUUCAUAGACAGAUGGAGGAAACUCGAGGGCGAGCAGCCGAGAGCUGAUCCAAAGUUUGGACAAGGAGAAGAGCCCGAGACUGUGAUUUAUGACUGUCACGGCGAGGUGAUUGCCACUCUUGUUCCUGGAGGAUACAUUGGCAAGCGAGAUCCUUUGAAAACUUCGGCCUCGACCGGUCCUCUCCGUCCGAGCGACAUUCCUUCGGCGAUGUGGCAGGCGGUGGUAGCUUCCGAGGAUCGGCGUUUCUUUGAGCACCAUGGAAUUGAUCCGAGAGGGAUUUCUCGUGCGGUGCUUACGCUUUCUUCUAGCGGUGGUGGAAGCACGAUCACGCAACAGCUGGUGAAGAACUUAUUUCUAACAAACGAACGAAAAUGGUCUCGCAAGGCUGUGGAGAUCAUUCUAGCACUUCUUUUGGAGAAACGUAUGUCCAAGUGGGAUAUCUUACGUCUUUACCUUGACAAGAUUUAUUGGGGCCACGGUGUCUACGGUUUGAAAGCCGCCGCAGCGUUUUACUUUGGAAAGCAUCCAUCACUGUUGACGCUAGCAGAAUGCGCAAUGCUAGCAGGCAUUAUUCCUGCACCCGAACUUCUGUCACCAUAUAGAGAUCCUAGCAGAGGGAAAAAGCCUCAGGCUAGAACACUCCGGCGCAUGGUCGAGGUUGGAUUUCUGGAUGCCGACAGUGCUGCUGCUGCGGUUAAUGAACCUCUCUCUCUUUCUUUGGAGUAUCAGGAAGGAACCUGUGGUCCAUGGCGUGCUCCUUACUUUGUCAGCGAGGUGCUGUAUGAGCUGACGCAAACUUAUGGAAGAGACCACAUUCUUCGCGGCGGAUUACAGAUACGUACUACACUGGACUUGUCCAUACAAGAUAUAGCUGAAAAGACCAUCACGGAAGCUUUGUCCGAAUUUGAUAAUGAAAGGUUGGUUCUUGCGGAUAAGGAGAUCGGGAAGAUCCGCGAGAAAAUUCAAAAAUUAGGAAAAACUCGGGCCGAGGAAAUUUUGAAAGCCGUAAACGCGGUUACGUUAAGGAUCCAAAAGGAUGCGAAGAAGCGUCGUCGAAAAAUGAAGGACGUCAGUAAGCUCAGAGAGGAAACAGAUAAAGCCAUUUCUCUUGCUGCGGAGAAAGCCAAAGCAGCUGUUUGUUUGCGAUUCGACUGGAUGGAAAAGAGAUUAGAAGCAUCUCUUGCAAAAUAUGAAGAUGAAAGCAAGAAGGCAGCUGUAGCAAAGAUGGAAGGAGCAGUGAUUGGUAUCGAUCCUUUAAGUGGUGCGGUUCGUGUACUUGUCGGUGGCAGGGACUACUAUGAAAGCAGUUUUAAUCGAUGCACGCAGGCAUUUCGAUCACCUGGUUCGACAUUCAAACCGGUUGUGUACCUUACAGCUCUAGCCGAAGGAAUUGAUCCAAGCCGUACGAUCGUGGACGCUCCUUACACGAUUGGUGGCUUUACUCCGGAGAACUACGACCGCAAAUAUAGAGGAAGAGUUACAGUGGAAGAAUCGUUGCUGAGAUCUCUGAACGUUCCAACUGUAAAACUGUGUGCAGAAGUCGGAGUCGACAAGGUAUGUGCCAUGGGAGCGGCGCUUGGCAUUGAUACAUUUCUUCCUUACGAACUGUCUCUGUCCCUUGGCGGCUGUGAGGUGACUCCACUGCAACUUGCUACUGUGUAUGCAACUAUUGCCUCCGGAGGAAUCUACCGAAAGCCAUACAUGAUUUCCUGUGUGCGGGAUUCCCAAGGCGAAGUUUUACAGGAACAGCCGGCACCAAGUGAAGAGGCAGUUGUGGACGAGUAUGCAGUGUCUGAGCUCAGGAGGCUACUGCAGGCCGUUGUAGAGAAAGGAACUGGACAAUCUGCAAGAAUAGGAAGGCCUUGCGCUGGGAAAACCGGAACUUCUGAUGGCUACAGAGACGCGUGGUUUGCUGGCUUUACGCCCGAGCUUUCUUGUGUGGUCUGGAUUGGAUAUGACGACAACACUCCUGUUGGUGGAAUGCAUCCAAUCACAGGUUAUUCACACGCGGCUCCACUUUGGAAGCAUUUUAUGAUUCUCGCUCACGAGGGCCUUCCAAUCCAAAGAUUCCAUGACUAUGGACGAGAUAGAUACGGCAACCAAGGUUCUCGCGAUUUUGAGAAGAGAUCACGUCGACCGCAAAGGCUGCUGGCUUUCCGGGAUACUCCUCCCACUAGUGUGGCCGACUCGAAGUUUGGCAUCAGUGGCACGCAGUGGAAACAAGUGUGGGACUGGGAGAAGGCUAGCGUUGCGUGGGAGGAACGGGAGAAAAUGCAAACGUGGACAGAGACGAGGUCCAAACACGAGGAAAGAAUCAGUGCUCUGAGAGAGCAGUGGCAGAAUCUGAUUCUCCGUCCGGUUUCAGGAGUGUUGCAGUUCUUGAAGAGGUUUGAUUUGCUACACUAGGAUCCGCAAAAAAAUUGUUUUUUGGAGCUUGCCAGUCUUCAGGAUGAGCGAAACAAUGCAUUUGUCAUCGGUUUCCAUCCACAAGAAUUCAAAGGCUUUCUUGGUUUUAUACGGAAAAAGUAACGCCGCCGAAUUUUAAGGUUUUAUCGGUUUGACGUUUA
Selaginella moellendorffii is the source of this 2967-nucleotide messenger RNA. RefSeq names its product penicillin-binding protein 1F. The transcript has 23 exons. Gene Ontology annotation, molecular function: penicillin binding; peptidoglycan glycosyltransferase activity. NCBI's taxonomy places the organism in Eukaryota, Viridiplantae, Streptophyta, Lycopodiopsida, Selaginellales, Selaginellaceae. Gene Ontology annotation, biological process: peptidoglycan biosynthetic process. The coding region runs from base 2 to 2806 and encodes 934 amino acids. The record is from RefSeq and is a predicted model, not a curated record.